UCCCCGCGCGCGGGCGGCCUGGCACAGCGCUCCGGUAAAGCGGGCGCGCAGCGGGUUGUAGCGGACGCGGCUUCCCCGCCCUCGCCUGCGCUUUCGCCGAAGACAGCCUUGAGGCCGCGGAGUGGAGCGCUGGCCUGCGCAGGCGCCGCUGGCCUCGCCCAGCAGCCAGUGUUGCGUGUGUUACGUCUAAAUUCGCGUCGGGUCAUUUCCAGUCCCUGGCAACCGCUGGAGACUGGCAGGAAGAUAGUACAGUAGCUGUGUCAUUGUGUUAUGAUGCCAUCUCGUACCAACCUAGCUACUGGAAUCCCCAGUAGUAAAGUAAAAUACUCACGGCUUUCCAGCACAGAUGAUGGCUACAUUGACCUUCAGUUUAAGAAAAGCCCGCCUAAGAUCCCUUAUAAGGCCAUUGCACUUGCCACAGUGCUGUUUUUGAUUGGAGCUUUUCUCAUUAUCAUAGGCUCCCUCCUGCUGUCGGGCUACAUCAGCAAAGGGGGGGCAGACCGGGCUGUUCCUGUCUUGAUUAUUGGCAUUCUGGUAUUCCUGCCAGGAUUUUACCAUUUGCGCAUCGCCUACUAUGCAUCCAAAGGCUACCGGGGUUACUCCUAUGAUGACAUCCCAGACUUUGAUGACUAGCAUUCAUCUCAGCCCUGAAGAGAAGAGUCACAAUGUGACUGCAUCCAGCUUUAAGAUAUUGAACAGAACUAUAGCUAAGCACUGAGGAAUUCUGCACUUUGGAUAUUUAGCAAAACAAUAGCCAGAUUCUAUGAGUCCAUCACAAAAAUGUUCACUAAGCUUACAAUUAACUAAUUAGGACAUACUCUGUGCAUGUUCUGGCCCUGGCAAAGCUCAAGUUUUUCCACAUGAAUAUGCACAAUGAAAGAAUAGUAAGAUUAAUUGUCCAGUAAAGCAGGAGAUUAUUCUAUAGUGGAAAGUAUUACCACUAACACCCUCUUUCGAGUUGAACAUCUCUUUUAAAUAGUCUUCAUUGUUGAUUUUUUUCUUAUAGCAAGUGGAAAAAAAGGGGCCAAGUUCCUAAUAACAAAGAAAGUAAUUUAAAAAA
This is a messenger RNA of Dipodomys ordii (Ord's kangaroo rat), 1060 nucleotides long. RefSeq names its product transmembrane protein 230 (gene Tmem230). The coding region runs from base 271 to 633 and encodes 120 amino acids. The record is from RefSeq and is a predicted model, not a curated record. NCBI's taxonomy places the organism in Eukaryota, Metazoa, Chordata, Mammalia, Rodentia, Heteromyidae. The transcript is spliced from 4 exons. Gene Ontology annotation, cellular component: endomembrane system; synaptic vesicle. Gene Ontology annotation, biological process: synaptic vesicle transport.